Messenger RNA from Lecanosticta acicola, 1063 nucleotides. Lineage: Eukaryota; Fungi; Ascomycota; Dothideomycetes; Mycosphaerellales; Mycosphaerellaceae. The record is from the annotation of a GenBank genome assembly.
AUGGCGGACGAAGAGAUGGAGCCGAGUCUCAAGCCGAUCGUCGACCAGAAAUCGCUGAAGUGGAUAUUUGUAGGAGGAAAAGGUGGUGUGGGAAAGACGACGACAUCAUGUUCGCUGGCAGUGCAGAUGGCAAAGGCAAGAAAGAGCGUUCUUUUGAUAUCGACAGACCCUGCACACAACUUGUCAGAUGCCUUUGGCGUCAAGUUUGGCAAGGAUGCGAGACCCGUCCCCGGUGUUGAGGGUCUCGCCGCCAUGGAAAUCGAUCCAAAUGGCAGUAUCCAAGAUUUGAUUGCGGCAGGUGGAGAUGAUGCGCAAGAUGCUAUGUCUGGCCUUGGAGGUGUGGGCAACAUGUUCCAAGACAUGGCUUUCAGCAUUCCCGGAGUAGACGAGGCCAUGUCGUUCGCGGAAGUUCUAAAGCAAGUCAAGGGCAUGGAAUACGAACUCAUCAUUUUCGACACUGCACCGACUGGUCACACCUUACGCUUCUUGCAGUUCCCGACUGUGCUAGAAAAGGCACUCGGGAAGCUCAGCCAGCUGAGUCAGCAAUUCGGUCCCAUGAUCAACAAUCUCAUCGGUGCACGAGGCGGCCUUCCGAACGGGCAAUCUUUUGACGAUGUUCUGCAGCGCAUGCGAGAUCUUCAAGACACCAUUGGCGACGUCAACAAGCAGUUCAAGAACGCCGACCUGACUACUUUUGUCCCGGUCUUGAUUCCGGAAUUCUUGUCCCUCUACGAAACCGAACGAAUGAUCCAAGAGCUUGGCUCGUACGAGAUCGACACGCAUGCCAUGGUUGUCAAUCAACUGUUAUUCCCAAAGAAGGACAACCCAUGCGAGCAGUGUAAUGCACGGAGAAAGAUGCAGAAGAAGUAUCUUGAGCAGAUUGACGACCUGUACGGCGAGGACUUCCAUGUGGUCAAGAUGCCUCUGCUAGUUGAAGAGGUUCGUGGAGUAGAAAGCAUCUCAAAGUAAGUAUUUGCGCAUGAUCCGCGUGUAAGCACGUUUGCUGACAACUGCCUAUAGAUUCAGCGAAAUGCUUGUUAAGCCUUUCAAGGCUCCCGAGUAG